CGUAAUUCUAUACAUGCAGCAAGAGUAUGUAAUGUAAUUGUUUAUCAUAAAAAGAAAUAAUAAAGGAAACAUUAGAUAGAUCUAGAUAUGCCGAUGUAGUAGAUGUAGAUUAUUUGUAGAUUUUAUUUUAAAAUGGAAAUGUGUGUCAGCAAAAUCAUUAGAAUCUAAAUAAAUUUUUAGAUAAACCUGUGUUAUUUCGUACUUUCAAUUUCAACAGUGUGUUUCCGGUUCUGUAUUAACGAUGUCAUCAAAGUUGUGGCACUAUUUCACCAAACACACUUGGAAUACUUUAUCAAAAGAGCGUUAUUUAAUAUCAAAAUUAAAUUUCUCUAGUGUGCAGGCCAGUAAGCUAUCCUAUUUUCCAACUAAAAUGUCUACUGUAUUCGUCAGAAAUUUAGAAACCGAAGAAAGAUUACAAAUAACACUUGAUUUGUCAGACUCAAAAGAAGGUCGGGGAACAGUAAAAACAUUCAAUUUGAACAGACAGAAAAAUGAAGAGCUGAAAGUAACAUUGGACAGACUGCGUCUCAAUUUGUCAAAAAAGUUAAACAAAAAAGUAAAGAAAAAGAAGAAAGAAACAGAAAAUAAUGCUGAGUCUUCUGUUGACCAAUCUACUGAUAAAAGUAAUGAUUAUUUAGAAAUUCCUCUAGAUAUAAUUUUAAAUGGAAAAAGUGUUGAUUUAUCUACUAGUAAUCAAGACGCCUGGGUGAGAGGAGCUCUUCUUAAAGUUGGUGAGGAAGAAAUUCCUAUAAAUUUUAAUCCACCAAGUGUUAAAUUAAGAAAUUUGCCUACAAUCAUUUUAGAAGGGUUUCCUUUAUUCCCCGAGAUAGAGAUUGAGUUCGCAAACCUUCAAGAAUGUGAAUUUUAUUGGAAAACGUUUGAAGCUAAACAUCUUCAGAAAAUGAAUUUAUUGGUUAGCAAGGGUCAGGUAGAUCUGAGCGAUGCAGUAAAAAGUUACAGCUACACCCCUUUGGUUGGAGAUUUAGGACAUCAUAUUUUAUUAGUUUGUGUACCAAAAUUUAGUGCGUCUACUGGAAAAAUGGAAGCUGUCAUAUCAACAGUUCCUGUAACUCAAGGACCAGGUCCUUGUCCUUUUGAAAAGCGUCAUGCACAUACAUUAGAAGCGGCUCCAAAAGGAAGUUUUAGAGUGCUGACCUACAACAUACUAGCACAGAUCUACGCAGACACCGAUCUAGCGAGACAGGAACUGUUCAAUUAUUGUCCUUUGGAGGCAUUAGACAUGAAUUACAGAAAACAUCUUUUGUUAAAAGAAAUCAUUGGUUACAAGGGAGACUUAUUAUGCUUACAAGAAGUGGAUUAUUCAAUCUUUCAUUCUCAUCUAACACCAGCUCUCACUGCCUUGGGAUACUUUGGACUGUUUAGACCUAAGGCUGGUCAAGUAGCUGAGGGGUGUUGCCAUUUUAUCAGACAAGACAAAUUUCGGCUAGUAAGUGAAUUGGACGUAACAUUGUCAGAAUAUUUAUCUACUAGCCCAAACUGUGCAGACAUUUGGGCUCAAGUAAGCCAAGUACCAGCACUGAAAGAAAAACUUGAACAAAGGUCUUCCAUUCUUCAGGUUUCUGUUGUUGAAAGCUUAGAGACUCCUGGAAAGUUUGUCUGUCUAGCCAACACACACCUCUACUUUCAUCCAACCGCUUGCAACAUCCGCCUCAUCCAUGCAGUUACUGCAUUGAGGCAUCUGCAGAGUAUCAGAGAGGCAUACAUUCAAGAGAAUAAAGACAUCUCUAUUAUCUUCUGUGGAGAUUUUAAUAGCGCCCCACACCUGGGAAUCUAUCAACUCAUGACAGCACAAAUGGUACCAGCUGACCAUGUGGACUGGAGCUCUGCUGGACCUGAGGAAUAUUUGACAGGCCUCGAACUUUCACAACCCAUCAACAUGGCCAGCGCUUGUGGAGUGCCACCUUACACCAACUUCACCCGGGGCUUCAAGGAGACUCUGGAUUACAUAUUCUUUGACUCUGACAAGCUUGAGGUUACGCGUGUGAUCCCAAUGCCAGACCAUCAGGACGUCACUGCACACCAAGCCCUCCCUAGUGUUGUGUUUCCCUCCGAUCAUAUUGCUCAGAUAUGUGAGCUUAAGUUUAGAUAGGUUUAUCUUCUGAUCAAAUCUUUGUUAUUUAUCUAGUGUUUGUAAUGGUAUUGUUAAUGGUGUUAAGUUAAAGAACCUGUAAAUCUUGAGAAUGUAUUUAGUAGUAAUAUGAUCAGACAUUGCCAUUUGUUACAAUAGAUUGUCACAUAAUUUAUUAAGACUAUUAAUAUUGUAAUUAAAGGAUUUCAAAAAUGUU
Messenger RNA from Biomphalaria glabrata, 2306 nucleotides. RefSeq names its product 2',5'-phosphodiesterase 12-like. Gene Ontology annotation, biological process: nuclear-transcribed mRNA catabolic process, deadenylation-dependent decay. NCBI's taxonomy places the organism in Eukaryota, Metazoa, Mollusca, Gastropoda, Planorbidae. Bases 242 to 2110 code for a protein of 622 amino acids. The transcript has 7 exons. Gene Ontology annotation, molecular function: 3'-5'-RNA exonuclease activity. Gene Ontology annotation, cellular component: mitochondrion. The record is from RefSeq and is a predicted model, not a curated record.